Molecule: messenger RNA, 2429 nt
Organism: Papaver somniferum (opium poppy)
Lineage: Eukaryota; Viridiplantae; Streptophyta; Magnoliopsida; Ranunculales; Papaveraceae
Exons: 6
Coding region: 930-2270 (446 amino acids)
Source: RefSeq, a predicted model, not a curated record
UCGCCCGACCUGUCAGAGGAUAAGGGUCACGUCACAUCCGACAUCUAUUGGGCCAUCACGUCUGACCCACGUGAUACCUCGCUCUUUGCGCCGUUUGGUUCUAUCUUGUGCUUCGCCUCUCUUUGUUCUUUGGUAUAUCACAGCUUAGGAUCUUGCCACCUAGCCCUGUGGAUUAUCUACACCUACAUUUAUGCCCCUUCUUUCGCUAGUGUGCUUGACACGAGGGAAAGAAAAUCGCUCCACCUCCCCACGUCCUCGAGCAUGCCGAGAAUUCCGCCAUGCAGUCUCCCACUAAUUCUCCCUUUAUGACUUGUAACCGUUGCUGUCGGUUGAGGCGCUGCACCCUAUAAAUACCUACCUUCAUGUUCUCUUUCCUUUGCUCGCCAUUUUUUAGAGAACCCAAGUGUUGUUCUUCUUUUUUUUCUUCUUUUCCUCCCACUUUACCGACGCCAUUAAUUCCGGUGAUUCUCUUAUCUUCUCCGUCUUCGGCUUUGCUGUUUUUGUUGGUGAGGUUUGCGACAGUCGUGGUUAGUUCUUUCUUUUACUUCUCUCUUCACCAACGUUCGUAUCUCCCCUUUCGCUUUCUGCCAUGGCUACUUAUUCUCCGUAAAUGACUGAAAAAAGGGAUGAUAAGAGAGUCUCCAAAGACUUGUCUGAUGAUGAUUUUAUUGAACAGUUGAAGGAAGAAUUCGGUCUUCAAAACUAUGAAGUGACCCUAGUCUCGGGCCAAACGGGUGUGUUGAAGAAGACCGAUGUCGAUAAGCAUGAACAGUCGUCCGAGGCGGUCAUCGUCACUCGUGGGAAGUUGGAACUUGGCCUUCGCUUUCCUCUAUACAACCCUGCCAGCCCUUUCUAAUAUGAGGUAUUGUCGCAGCUUCGUCCGUAUCGAGCCUUGACUCAGUGGAAUGGCAACACUUUCCGUCUAAUGAAUGAGUAGAGAGACCGACGCGAGGGUCGCGGCUCUACGGACGAUUGGUCGACCUAUAAGCCUGGAGACGCUCCCGAUAACACUUCUGCCAAUUUUAACAUUGAACUACCGAAGCGAUAUAGCUACCAAUGGCGACCUUGCUGGUUUUGCUGCUAGCCCUCACCGUCAGAAAUCUAUGCCCGAGGGUGUUGACAGAUUGAUGCUAGAUGAUGAUCCCCUUGGUAAAGGUUCCAACAAGCGUGCUCUCCACACCAAUGACCCAUACUGGGACCGAGUUCUACUUCUUUUUCGCGGCCAAAUUUUGCAUGGUAGCUUUCCUCAUCCUCAAUUUCCUGCAGAGCCUUAUCCAUUCUGGGUGAUUAACGAUGAUAGGGUUAAGCCUCAGGGCGAGCCUACCAAAUCGGCUUCUAUUUCCAAGAAUAGGAGUGCUGGCACAAGGGUCGAGGAAGACCAGGGGAAGAAAUUCCCUAGGCGCGAGGAUGAAGAUGUUGGAGGGUACGAUACUGUUGGUGGUGAAGGUUUGGUUCCAAGGCGUAAUCCUCCUCGGGGAAAGGUGGCGGCGAAGGUAGUGGUGCUGAAAAGCUCGGACAUUGUGAUCGACAUCCCCGAUCAAGAAGAUGAAGACGAUAUAUUCGGGGACGAGCAACUGUUUGAUGAGGAUGCUGGUGGUCAGAAGGAAGGGGAGGUUCCUGCGGAAACUGUUAUUGUGACUCCUAUCAUGCAGUCUGGAGCUCAGGGGCCGACCCGAACAUCGCUCCAAAAGCUGCCCCAGAAGGAUGUUGGGUCUCCCUCGGGUGUUCUGACAUCUUUUACCAUAUCGGGCCCUAUGUGUGAUUCUCUUGGCGCAUUACACUCGGAGGAGUUCGGCUCCUAUACUGAUGAGCAGAUGAUUGCUGCCGUGCCCCUGUAUCAUGACAUUGCGCCGGUCUUUGAUAAUCUGGCAUUGAAUCGGUCGAGGUUGGAGGCUGCACUCCGACGACAAGAGAUUAGGAAGUUGGAGGCUGCUCUUCAGCAGGAGAAGAAACGAUCUCGUGACCUGGAGAUCAAACUCGCCGAUGCUCAAGCCGAGCAGGGUCGUGCUAAGGAUCUGGAGCGAUAUGUGCACAACCUCGGGAAAGAGGUGGAGCAGUGGAAGAAGGCUGAAGGUGAGACGAAUGUUAAUAUCCAAGCCGCCGAGUCGAGGUCCGAGCAGCUUUCUCAGCAGAUUGUGGAUGAGAAAAACGCUCAUCAGAGCGAGCUUGCUGAGGAGAUCAAGGCCGGUGUAAACGAGUACAUCGCGCAAAAGCGCUGCGAGGUUGCUCAGAGGAAGGGAGGGGCCGGUGUUGUUCCACCCAGGAGUUGAUCACGCCUUUUGUAGUGUUGCGCCACUAAUUUUCCCUUUGUUGCGGGUUGUAAUUCGUUUGAACACUUGUCCCAUGCUUCUUUGAACAACUUCUUUUAAAUGGGGUGCUGCGUCGCCAAGCUUGUUUUUUCUUUUCUAUUUUCCUUGACAAUUUCCGCC